AUAACAUCUAUAAUGAACACACAAGUUUCAUCCCGAUUAAUAUGCUCCCCUCAAUCUAGUGGUGACGAGACUAACCAUACAUUAACCCUGAAUUCGCCCGAUAAUCUCAAUAAUAUUGUUUCUACAAGCCCAGCACAAAAGUGGAGGGCUGGUCGAAAAAAGUUCAAAGAAAAACGCCAUCCAAUCUUUCAUGGUGUUCGAGAGAGAUCAGAUAGUGGAAAGUGGGUAUGUGAAGUACACGAACCUAAUAAGAAAAGCCGAAUAUGGCUAGGAACUUAUUCUACAGCCGAGUUAGCAGCUAGAGCACACGAUGUUGCAGCUUUAACCCUUAGAGGAGAUAAAGCAACUCUUAACUUCCCCGACUCCGCGUGGCUUGUUCCUCGAGCUAAGUCAAUCUCAGCUCGAGAUAUCAGGCUAGCUGCCUUACAAGCCACUAGGUCAGAUUUUCAGUCUUUCUCGUCCUCCUGUCAAAAUGAUCAUAAGAGUGAGAUCAUGGAUGAGAGUUCCCCAAACAAUGAGGGGAAGAGUUUGAAGGAGGGUGUAGAGAAUAAGUACAAUGAGUUUUCAUAUUUUGAUGAAGAAGCCAUAUUUAACAUGCCUACAUUCAUUGAUAGUAUGGCUGUUGGUAUGCUUCUUACGCCACCUUCCUUAAAGAGAGGGUAUAAUUGGAAUAAUGAAAUGGACGAGGAUGGUACUAAAUGUUAUUUUGACAUGAAUUUGUGGCAAUAA
Molecule: messenger RNA, 729 nt
Organism: Amaranthus tricolor (Joseph's coat)
Lineage: Eukaryota; Viridiplantae; Streptophyta; Magnoliopsida; Caryophyllales; Amaranthaceae
Product: dehydration-responsive element-binding protein 1B-like
Exons: 1
Coding region: 13-729 (238 amino acids)
Biological process (GO): regulation of DNA-templated transcription
Molecular function (GO): DNA-binding transcription factor activity; DNA binding
Source: RefSeq, a predicted model, not a curated record